This is a messenger RNA of Haplochromis burtoni (Burton's mouthbrooder), 4274 nucleotides long. RefSeq names its product endosome-lysosome associated apoptosis and autophagy regulator 1 (gene elapor1). The transcript has 22 exons. Bases 150 to 3140 code for a protein of 996 amino acids. Gene Ontology annotation, cellular component: late endosome; extracellular exosome; lysosome. The record is from RefSeq and is a predicted model, not a curated record. Gene Ontology annotation, biological process: autophagosome assembly; positive regulation of vacuole organization. NCBI's taxonomy places the organism in Eukaryota, Metazoa, Chordata, Actinopteri, Cichliformes, Cichlidae.
CGUUAAAAGGUAACUCGGACUCAGAGUAAAAACACCAAGCCAAUCACAUCCCAGAGUGUGAGAGGGAAGCCGCGCCUCCAGCACCUGAGGGCGCAGGUCAGACCUCUUCUCCUUCGUCUCCAUCACUUCAGCACCGACAGCAGGUGACCAUGCAGCCCGGCCUGACACACCUGAGCCACUGCCUGCUGUGGCUGCUUUUUCUGCAAACCUCCGCGGAUCUGCCCAUGUGCAAAGAGUCAGAUUAUCACUUUGAGUACACAGAGUGUGACGUCCUCGGGUCGAGAUGGAGAGUUGCAGUUCCCAACAAAGCCGACAUAUGCACGGGCCUCCCAGAUCCAGUCAAAGGGACUCAGUGCACGUUCUCUUGUAAUGAGGGGGAGUAUCUUGAUAUGCAGUCACAGCAGUGUCAGAAAUGUGCUGCGGGCACCUACUCUCUGGGCACCAGCGUGGCCUUUGACGAGUGGGACAGCCUGCCGACUGGUUUUGUCACUCACGGCGUGAUAACGAAUGAGGGGAAUGACCAAACGGAUUGCUCCAACUCAACCUGGACACCAAAGGGUGACUACAUAGCCUCAAACACAGAUGAAUGCACUGCGACGCUGUCCUACGCCGUGAACCUGAAACAGCCUGGAAGUCUGUCCUUUGAAUAUUUCUAUCCUGACACCAGCAUCUACUUUGAGUUCUUUGUUCAGAAUGACCAGUGUCAGUCGACAGACUCUAACAGUCGGUGGAUGCGGAUGUCAGAGAGCAGCUGGAGCAAAUACACGGUCGAACUAAAUAAGGGCAACAAUGUGUUGUACUGGCGAACUAUAGCAUACUCCCUGCAGGGCAGUGCUGUCAAACCUGUGCUGCUGAGAAACAUUCAGAUAUCAGGGGUGGCCUACACAUCAGAGUGUUUCCACUGUAAACCCGGCACCCACAGUGCAAACCCAGGGUCCGCACGUUGUACCCCCUGCCCCGCUGAUACCUACUCCAAUAAAGGUGCCACUACUUGCCAUGAAUGCGAGGAAGAUAAAUACGCAGUCGUCGGUUCAGCGAGCUGCAAACCGAGACCUGCAUGUACAAGCAGUGACUACUUCUACACCCACACCCCCUGUGACUCUGAGGGAAAGACUCAGCUCAUGUACAAAUGGAUCGAGCCUAAGAUCUGCAGUGAGACUGUCGAAGGAGCACUGAAGCUUCCCGCGUCAGGGGAGAAGCAAACCUGUCCGCCAUGCAACCCGGGUUUCUUUGUCUCCAACUCCUCCACCUGUGAGCCCUGUCCCAGCGGAUCCUUCUCUAAUGGCACAGUUUGCACCGAGUGCCCUGCUGGCACAGAACCGGUGGUGGGCUUUGAGUACAAAUGGUGGAACACGAUGCCAGCCAACAUGAAGAGCACCGUCUACAAUCAAGUGUUCAGCGACUCUAACCGGCGUACUGCGUGGGAGGUGGCUGGAGAGUAUAUCUACACCACCCCCGGGGAUCAGGACACAGACUAUUUAAUGCUCACGCUCAGUGUCCCUGGAUACAGGUUGCCUCAGUCCAUGGUCAAAGACGCUGAGAGGAGCGAGCUAUCUCGCAUCACCUUCGUCUUUGAGACCAUUUGUACAGCUGACUGUAAACUUUACUUCCUGGCGGGAUACAAUCAGUGGAACAACGAUGUGAUGGAGCAUUGGAAUGGCAGAAACCACAAGCAGUCAUACUCCUACUUGAUCCAGAGCAACAGCACCGUCAGCUUCACCUGGACGUUUAAGCGAACAGAUGGCACGGAGAGGAACUACAGCGCAGAUGUUGCAAAGAUCUACUCCAUCGUCAUCACCAACGCCAUCGGAGGCGUGGCCACGAAGUGUCGCCGCUGUGCUCUGACGUCUGUUAAGGCCGGCUCUGCCUGUGUUCUCUGCCCACCGGGACACUACAUGGUCAACGGGACAGGAGCGUGUCAGAAGUGCCCGCCAAACACCUUCAUUGGGACUGAUCAGCCAGUUGGGAAAGCUGCUUGUAUUCGGUGUGGGCCAAACACAACGACAAACAAGGCCUAUACAGCUUGUCUCAGUGACUGCAUACUGGAUUUGCGCACAAGCAAAGGAGCGCUGCUGCACUACGAUUUCUCUCCUUUGGCCAACGUCACCAGCGUCCAUAGCAGCCCCCGCUUCACCAGCAAAGGCCUGCGGUACUUCCAUCGCUUUAAUCUGGGCCUGUGUGGGACAGAGGGCCGAAUGCCAGCUUCCUGUGUGGAUAACGUAACAGAGAGUGGGAGAGAGGUCAAAGGUUAUGUCUGUCAGUCCACUGUGGUUCCCUCUGACAUCAGGAGUCAGAGCCUUGUGUCCUCACAGCCUUUCCUUAUUGGUGACUCACUCAUUGGUGUAACCACUGAGACGACACUUGGUAACAUCUCUUCUCCACAGUGGAUGUUCCCUGCAGCACUGGGCCUGCCUGAUGUUCUAUUCUAUUACAAGUCCAGUGACGCAACUCAGUCUUGUCAACAAGGCCGGUCAGCUACAGUCAGGAUGAGAUGCGAUCCCACAGUGACCGCUAAAAAUCGCAUCAUGCUGCCAAGUAACUGUUCAGAGGGGACAUGCGAUGGUUGCACUUUCCACUUUCUGUGGCAGAGCCAGCAUGCGUGUCCACUCUGCACUAAAAACCACUACAGAGAAAUCGUCAGUGCUUGCAUCCAGGGAAUACAGAGAACCACCUAUGUGUGGCAGCAGCCUGUGCAGUGUUACGGAGGACAGCCGCUGCCUGCACAAAAAGUCAGCGCUUGCGUGACUCUGGAUUUCUGGCUCAAGUUUGGUGUUUCCACUGGAGCCGUUGCUGCUGUGUUGCUCAUCAGUCUCAUCUGUUAUUUUUGGAAAAAGACACGCAAGCUGCAGUAUAAAUACUCCAGGCUGAUGAUGACCUCUGGGGGUAGGGAGUGCGAGCUGCCCACCGCAGACAGCUGUGCAAUAAUGGAGGGAGAGGAUGCAGAGGACGACCUCAUGGACCUCACCAAGAAAUCCUUUUUCACCAAAAUUAAGUCUUUCUCACGCGAGAGAACAUCCGACGGAUUUGACUCGGUUCCCCUUAAGUCAUCAUCUUCACGCCAGCGACUAGUAGAGGAAGACUCUGAUGAUGAAAUUGAGCAGAUCACUCUACCAAGGCACAGAGGAAGUGUUCAGAUGUAGACGGUUUAGCUUCAGAGCGGCUUUUUCUGUCAGAAAAAGUUAGACUGUUGAUGGAUGUUAGUUAAUAAGAUAUUUGCAUUACUGAAGAGAAUGUAGAGACAUACUUUUGAGGAUGUCUUGAAAGUUUUUAGAACUAAACAGAGACCGAAAUAUUUGUUAUUGGUCCAAAAAUGUAAAGACUGAGAAUUUGUUUGUAAUUAUCACCCCCCCCCCCCCCCAAUCUCACACAAAAAAUGUAUAUCUCAAUCUGACUGAGAAAUUGGUCCAUACUUUCAGUACAGCUAAUGUUAGUCUACUGUAAUGCUCUAUUUGUUGGAUUGUCCAAAUUAUCAGUAGAACAACUUCACCUUACACAUAGAUGGAAAUUUGAACAUAUUAAUCCAUUUCAAUGGCUCUCAGUUCAACACAGAGUCACCUUUAAAAUCCUUCUAUCAGUUUAUGAAGCACUUGCUCAAUGUCUACAACCCGAUUAGCUGUCUCAGACCAUCAGGGGGAGAUUUUUUCCCAGAAUUAGAUCCAAGCUUUCAUUUCUUGUGGUCCUAUUCUGUGGAACAAGCUGCCUACUGAUGCCUUUUACAAUUAUUUCAACAUUCACCAAGAGACUCAAUAUCUUUUUAUUUCUUCCAAGUUUACACCUGGUAACUGUGUGUGUGUUAUUUUAGUUCUUUGCAAAGUUGGUUUUGUUGUUUUUAAUACCUUAAGGCAUAGUAGACCUUUUAUGUUAAGUGUAUUGAGUUUACAUGUAAUGAAAUGUUCUACAUAAAUAAAAUGGUCAUUGCUAUAUUUUUAUGUAGUGUUGUUUCUCAGUUGAAAUACAAUAUUAGCAUCCGUUUGGGGGAUAUAGUGUAUUUUUAAAGCCCAGGGUGUUUUCAUGACGGUGUAGGAUCCAAAUUUAUUUAGAACCUGUGUACACGUGACCGUGUAUAUCUUUUCUCCUCUUUUAUACUUGGUUUUUUUUGACAUCUUGUUCAGUUGUAAAUUUAUAUCUGUUGAGUGAGUUAUAUUUGCCAAAGUUUAACAUUUUCUGCUGUUUAACAACAUAUGAUUAUGCUUUACUGUAAAGUAAAUGCAUUUUCUACAUUAAAAGUCUCUCACCAGGACGUGACCUCUGAUGCUGCCUUCAGGUACUUUUUU